UAGAUUAGAUGUAAAGAGCACAGAUAAAAAUUUGGGGCCUGGCACGAGUGGUUCGUAAGGCUUCUGCCCCAAAACAAAAGGUUACGUCCCGAAACUUAAUGGAGCUGAAGCCUGAAUUUUAGGAUGGAGCUGGAAUACAGAGACAGGCACAUUCUUGCCCCCAUGGUUCGAGUUGGCACCCUUCCAUUUAGGAUGUUAGCUUCUGAAUAUGGUGCAGAUAUAACUUAUGGCGAGGAGAUUGUUGAUCACAAAAUAAUAAAAUGCCAACGACAAAUAAAUGAAUCUCUUGGGACCAUUGAUUUUGUGGAGAAAGGAACAGGCAGUGUGGUUUUCCGAACUUGUGACGCAGAAAGAUGUCGUGUAGUAUUCCAAAUUGGCACAUCAGAUGCUGUGCGGGCAUUAACUGCUGCUCAACUUUUGUGCAAAGAUGUAGCCGCAAUAGAUAUUAACAUGGGUUGCCCCAAGUCAUUCUCUGUUUCUGGAGGAAUGGGUGCUGCGCUACUGACUAAACCAGAUCUAAUUAAUGAUAUUCUUACGACUCUAAAGAGGAACUUGGACAUUCCGGUGACCUGUAAGAUCCGACUUUUGCCAUCAUCUCACAAUACUGUUGAGCUAGCCAAGAGAAUUGAGAAAACAGGUGUUUCUGCCCUUGCUGUUCAUGGAAGAAAAGUUGCAGAUAGGCCAAGGGAUCCUGCGCAGUGGGAUAAAAUUGCUGAUGUUGUAGCUGCAUUAUCGAUCCCCGUCAUAGCAAAUGGUGAUGUCUUUGAUUAUGAGGACUUUCAACGCAUAAAAAGUGUGACAGGUGCAUCUUCUGUCAUGGUAGCGAGAGGAGCGGUAUGGAAUGCUUCAAUAUUUAAACCUGAAGGAAAGUUGCCGUGGGAGAGUGUUAAAAGGGAAUACAUUAGAAAGAGCAUCUUAUGGGAUAAUGAUGUCAAAAGCACAAAGCACACUUUGAAGGAGAUGAUAAUGCAUCAUUCCUCUCUAGAGCUUGCAGAGGGAAAGGCAAUGAUUAGAUCUGCCACGUUAGCGAAUCUGGCAGAGCUUUAUGGUGAAGAGAGCUACUAUUGGUUUGUUAAUGGAAUCAAUGGUUGCUGAAUUUAACAUUCUGGAAUGAACAUCACAAACCUUCUCAGUAUCGAGAGUCCGCAACCAGAAUCCAGAAACAAGUGGGUUCAGCUGCCAAAAGAUGGUGGGUUCCAGUGUGUGUUUACUUGAUGGAAAGUAAAAGGAUGCAAACUUCUGCAAAAUCCUUUGAAGCAAAGUCCUUUGUUUUUCUUUCGAGAUUUUUAUAGCAUACCUGCUACUAAUUCUUGAUUCUUGUCAUGGAUUUCUAACUUUUAAGCUCCUUUCAGGAUCUACUAAAAAAUUACUAGAGAAUCGGCCCUCCCCAUGAAUUGCUGUAUCAUAACUCAAUAGCAGCAGAUGAUGAACCCAAGUGUUUCUACAAAUUAUUUGUUGGGGUUGCCUGCUUACUAAUGUAAAACUUAAAUUAUUUGCCAUGCAAUUCCUAUUCAAGGAUAUUAUUUAUUGAUUUUGUAAUACAAAUUAUUUGUUGGGGUUGCCUGUUUGCUAAUGUAAACUUUAAAUUAUUUGCCAUACAAUUCCAAUUCAAGGAUAUUAUUUAUUGAUUUUGUAAUGCAAA
This is a messenger RNA of Amborella trichopoda, 1642 nucleotides long. RefSeq names its product Aldolase-type TIM barrel family protein. Gene Ontology annotation, cellular component: cytoplasm. The record is from RefSeq and is a predicted model, not a curated record. Gene Ontology annotation, molecular function: flavin adenine dinucleotide binding; tRNA dihydrouridine synthase activity. Gene Ontology annotation, biological process: tRNA dihydrouridine synthesis. Lineage: Eukaryota; Viridiplantae; Streptophyta; Magnoliopsida; Amborellales; Amborellaceae.